CCAUCACCGUUUAUUUUCCAAUUAAUUGCAUAUCAUCUUAUCUAUCUAUUCUACCUCCCAGUCCCUACCUUAUUGACCUAAAAUCAAAGGUCCAAAAAUCCACUAACUUUUCAAUCAUUUAAACCUUAACCGUUAUUCUUGAGUCACAUGUUCAUAUUAGAUUCCACCAUAGACCUUGAAAUUUCAAAAACCAUUCAAUUCUAAAAUUUAACACAGAUUUGAUUUCUCUGAGGCUCAAUAAUUCUGAUUUUUAACAUUAAAUAUAACAUGAUUUGUUACCUCGACAAGACUCCAUUUUAUCCUCAAUAUACGAUCUUCACUCUUGACUUGUAACUAUCAAGUAUCAACCUUAUUUCAUUCCUUUUCAAUUCAAUUUUCAAUAAUAACUGAAAAAAAAAAAAAAACUCGGUUUGUCACAAGAAAGUUCUCAUAGGAACCUCGUGAUUUUUCAUCUGCUGAACCGUUUCCGUCACGUCAAAGUUUGUUUUCUUUAAAGUCUUAUAAAGUGUCCACUAUUAGUUACAAAGAGAGGGAAAAAAACGGUUUCUUGUUUCUUGUUUCUUUGAAUUGUUGCUCUCAAAGAAGGUUUUUGGUGGAGAUGAAUCAUUCUGGAGGUGAAAGUGAUCAUAACAGAAAAUUAGUUGAAGUUACCAAGGACAAGAAUGGAAUAGGCCAUGUUGUUCUUCGAAACCCUCGAGGAGCUUCGGCAACGGUUAGCUUGCACGGAGGGCAAGUUCUUUCGUGGAAAACCGAACGCGGCGAAGAGUUAUUGUUCUCUAGUACUAAGGCAAUCUUUAGUCCUCCCAAACCGGUUCGAGGAGGAAUCCCAAUCUGUUUUCCACAGUUUGGAAACCGUGGAACACUAGAGCAACAUGGAUUUGCAAGAAACAAGUUAUGGGUUAUUGAUCAAAAUCCUCCGCCGCUUUCGGUUGAUUCCAAUGGAAAAGUUUGCAUUGACUUGCUGCUCAAACCAUCGGAAGAUGAUAUGAAAAUAUGGCCACAUAGCUUCGAGUUUCGCCUAAAGGUCUGUUUGGCAGCAGACGGCCGUCUGAACCUGAUAUCUCGCAUCAGGAAUGUCAAUGGCAAGCCUUUCAGUUUCUCCUUUGCAUUUCAUACAUAUUUAUCCAUCUCUGAUAUCAGUGAAGUGAGGUUAGAAGGGUUGGAAACUCUUGACUACCUCGAUAACUUGUACCAGAAGGAACGCUUCACAGAACAAGGAGAUGCUUUGACAUUUGAAUCUGAGGUGGAUCGAGUUUAUCUUGAUUCCUCCAAUAUGGUAGCUGUUCUAGAUCACGAAAAGAAGCGAACGUUCGUGAUACGAAAGGAAGGUCUUCCAGAUGUUGUUGUUUGGAAUCCUUGGGAGAAAAAAUCCAAGGCGAUAGCAGAUUUCGGAGACGAAGAGUACAAGCACAUGCUCUGCGUGGAUGGCGCAGCAGUUGGAAAUCCGAUAACCUUAAAACCGGGAGAAGAAUGGACCGGCCGCUUGGAGCUCUCGGUUGUCCUUUCUACAUGACUUGACUUCAGUGUGUAGUUUGAAAGAAAAUACUAACAAAAAGAAACCAGCAAGCAUUGGUUAUUGUUUUAGCAGAAUUUGUGCAGCCUAAAAAUCUUGAGCAAUAUCAGUAAGAAGAGAUACAUGUGCUGUUGUUCUAGAUCAACAACUUUUCUAGUAUAUACAUAUAAGUAAUGUGCAUGAGAUUGAUGCAGUUAGCUUAAGAAAUAUUAUGAAUAUGAAGAUAUUUUUUCUUUUUCUUUAUGUAUACUUUGCAAUUUAAUGUAAACAUUCAACUCAUGAACAUAUGAAAUUGUUGCAGUUAACUUCAGAAAAAAGGAUAGAAAAAAAGAUACUCUUCUGUUUUGUUA
Messenger RNA from Vicia villosa (hairy vetch), 1863 nucleotides. Its product is annotated as putative glucose-6-phosphate 1-epimerase. The record is from RefSeq and is a predicted model, not a curated record. NCBI's taxonomy places the organism in Eukaryota, Viridiplantae, Streptophyta, Magnoliopsida, Fabales, Fabaceae. Gene Ontology annotation, molecular function: isomerase activity; carbohydrate binding. Gene Ontology annotation, biological process: carbohydrate metabolic process. Bases 599 to 1513 code for a protein of 304 amino acids. The transcript is spliced from 8 exons.